Molecule: messenger RNA, 1572 nt
Organism: Elaeis guineensis (African oil palm)
Lineage: Eukaryota; Viridiplantae; Streptophyta; Magnoliopsida; Arecales; Arecaceae
Source: RefSeq, a predicted model, not a curated record
AUGAUUUAUUCAUACAAAAACGUCAUCAGUGGCUUUGCUGCUCGAUUGACAGAGAGAGAGAUGGCAGAAAUGAAGAAGAAACCCAGCUUCGCACAUGCGUAUCUCGAUCGGAUCCUUCCUCUGCAAACAACCCACUCCCCUGAGUUCUUGGGUCUCAGCCGCAGCACGCCGGGGUUCUGGAAUGACUCCAACUACGACAAAGGCGUCAUAAUUGGAGUCCUGGACAGCGGAAUCUCGCCUAACCACCCAUCCUUUGGUGACGAGGGCAUGCCCCCUCCGCCAUCCAGAUGGAAGGAUGCUUGCGAGUUCAAUGCCUCAGACUGCAACAACAAGCUCAUCGGCGCAAGGAACUUCGUCCGAGGUGCCUUGGCCAUGGAUGCUGCACCGAGAAGAGUGACGCUGCAAGGACCCUACGAUUAUGAUGGACAUGGCACGCACACGGCUAGCACGGCGGCCGGCAUGUUCGUCGAUAACGCCAACAUCAAUGGUCUAGCUAAUGGCACAGCUUCUGGCGUGGCACCUCUAGCUUACCUUGCCAUCUAUAAGGUAUGUGCUUUAGAUGCUUGCUUGGCUUCUGACAUGUUAGCAGGGAUGGAUGCUGCCGUCGAUGAUGGAGUCGACGUGCUAUCCAUAUCCCUUGUUGCAUCCUCCGCUCCUUUUUACAACGACAGCAUCGCAAUCGGCGCAAUGGGGGCGAUCCAGAAGGGAAUCUUUGGCAUCCUUGUGAGCUGCGCGGCUGGAAAUGACGGGCCGGAGCACGGCACGCUGUCGAAUGAGGCGCCAUGGAUCCUCACAGUCGGUGCAAGCACCAUGGAUCGGUUGAUUCAGACAACAGUGACACUCGGAGGUAACGAUGAAAUUAAUGGAGAAUCUGCUUACGAGCCUAACAACUUCAGCUCCACCCCGCUGCCUUUGAUCUAUCCUGGCAUCCUCGGAGGCCGUCAGGCUGGUUUUUGCGACAAUUCCCCUUUAGACGACAUCGAUGUACGGGGAAAGAUAGGUGAAAUUGUGAAGAAUGCCGGAGGGCUCGGGUUGAUCGUUGUCAAUCUAAUGGUGGAAGGCUUCACCACCUUCAGCUAUACCCAUGUACUUCCAACAUCUCAUGUUAGCUUCUCCGAUGGACAGAGGAUCAAAGCAUACAUCAAUUCAGCUUCCGCUCCCAACGCAUCCAUCACCUUCGAGUGUACAGUGAUUGGAACAAAACCGGCUCCGGCUGUUGCUUACUUUUCUUCAGGAGGACCGAGUCAGGCCGACCCUAACAUCCUGAAGCCGGACGUCAUUGGUCCCGGGGUGAACGUUUUAGCCGCAUGGCCCUUCGAGGUCGGAGCCUCUGGCACCAGAGCCAGAUUCAACAUAAUCUCUGUGCAAAGCCGGACGUCGUCUAAGGGGGUGAAGGUGGACGUGAAGCCGAUGGUGCUCUCGUUUAUGAAGGCUAACGAGAGGGUCCAGUACAACGUUACAUUCAGCAGUAGCAGCAUAAGCGGUGGGAAAUAUUUUCAAGGAUAUUUGAUGUGGAUUUCAUCUGAUAACAGUACAACGGUUGGAAGUCCAAUAGUGAUAGCCGUUGUGUGA